Messenger RNA from Trichoplax adhaerens, 1032 nucleotides. RefSeq lists its product as uncharacterized. The record is from RefSeq and is a predicted model, not a curated record. The transcript has 8 exons. Gene Ontology annotation, molecular function: protein binding. Lineage: Eukaryota; Metazoa; Placozoa; Uniplacotomia; Trichoplacea; Trichoplacidae. Bases 1 to 1032 code for a protein of 343 amino acids.
AUGGCCAAAAGAAGAUUGGCAAGUGCAUUAGAGGCUGGUAAAAUUUUAGGAUCAGUUCAAAUUAAAGAUAUUCAACGUACAGUCGUACCUAACUGCCAUGGUAUCUUUAGUACCAUGUUUUCAUCCGAUGGGUCGAUACUUAUGUCGGCUACUGGAAAGGGAACUAUUGAGAUUCAUGCAACCAAUAACCUGAAGCCUUUAGCAACAUUAAAGCGUGAUCUAAGAUCGAAUCUGCCAAUUACUAGCUUACGAGCAAAUCCCAAGAAUACCAAUCUUGUCUUGGCUGUUGGAUCAGACGGAUACAUUUGCCUUUGGAACGUAGAUACAUGUGAAUGUGUAUAUAGUUUUUGUGAAGAAAAGAAUGUUAUUAAUGCUGUAGAUAUUAACACCAGCGGUGGUAUUUAUGCUACAGCAGGAAAGGAUACCGAUAUACGAGUUUACGAUUUUAGUACACACGAAUGUUUUGUUACCUGCCAUGGCAAGGAUUUAUCAGAGGGUUUAUCUACGCCGUCAGAUGAAGUUGGCCACGGUAGACGAAUAUUCGCGCUUAAAUUUCACCCAGAAAAUAAUAACGUCUUGGUUUCAGGAGGGUGGGAUAAAUUUCUAAAAGUAUGGGAUAUCCGAGUUGGCAAUCGGGCUGUACGAACUAUUAAUGGUCCUUACAUUUGUGGGCAAGGCAUUGAUUUAAUUGAUAACUAUGUUUUAACUGCAUCUUGGGUAGCAACCAAUUCUCUACAGAUCUAUGACUUAACAAGCGGAGAGAUGAUCGAUACCGUCCCGUUUGGUACUAAAGGAGAGUUGAAAACCGAUUAUUUAUACUGUGCAAAAUAUUUAACCAAACAAUGCGUUGUGGCUGGUGGAAGUGGAACUUGCGAUGUCAGACUUGUAGAUAUUAAUAAAGGCGAGUUGCUAGGAAAUAUAGAUAACGACAGAAGGCCAAUACAAACAAUCGAUAUUAUGGGAGAUUAUAUGGCUAUUGGUGGAGUAGGCCCAUCUAUCACAGUUGCUGAAAUUGAAAUGGUAUCAACUUAG